This is a messenger RNA of Lepidothrix coronata (blue-crowned manakin), 1318 nucleotides long. RefSeq names its product eukaryotic translation initiation factor 3 subunit F (gene EIF3F). The coding region runs from base 16 to 1008 and encodes 330 amino acids. The transcript is spliced from 8 exons. Gene Ontology annotation, molecular function: metallopeptidase activity; translation initiation factor binding; translation initiation factor activity. Gene Ontology annotation, biological process: translational initiation. Lineage: Eukaryota; Metazoa; Chordata; Aves; Passeriformes; Pipridae. The record is from RefSeq and is a predicted model, not a curated record. Gene Ontology annotation, cellular component: eukaryotic translation initiation factor 3 complex, eIF3m.
UCUCUUCCUUGCAAAAUGGCGGCUACGGCGCCCAGCGCGGCUCCACCCGCGACAGUCCCGCCGCAGAGCCCGACAGCGGCUCCGGCCACCCCGGCCGGGAGCGCCCCCCCCGCAGCCGCGCCAGCCCCGCCUGCCGCCCCGGCUCCGCCGCCGCCGGCCGCGCCGCUGUCAGCCGCGCUCUCGGGCCCCUUCCCCGGCGGCCGCGUGGUGCGGUUGCACCCGGUCGUGCUCGCCUCCAUCGUGGACAGCUUCGAGCGGCGCAACGAGGGCGCGGCGCGGGUCAUCGGGACGCUGCUGGGGACCGUGGACAAGCACUCGGUGGAGGUCACCAAUUGCUUCUCCGUCCCGCACAAUGAGUCCGAGGAUGAGGUGGCAGUCGAUAUGGAGUUUGCCAAAAACAUGUAUGAGCUGCACAAAAAGGUGUCUCCUAGCGAGAUCAUCUUGGGCUGGUAUGCAACAGGCCAUGACAUCACGGAACACUCAGUCCUGAUCCACGAGUAUUACAGCCGGGAGGCGCACAAUCCAAUCCACCUCACUGUGGACACAAGUCUCCAGAAUUCACGCAUGAGCAUUAAAGCCUAUGUCAGUGCCCCAAUGGGAGUCCCUGGUAAAACUAUGGGCGUGAUGUUCACACCCCUAACAGUGAAAUAUGUUUAUUAUGAUACAGAGCGGAUAGGAGUGGAUCUCAUCAUGAAGACCUGUUUCAGCCCUAAUCGAGUGAUUGGCUUGUCCAGUGACUUACAGCAGGUGGGCUCAGCCUCAGCCCGGAUCCAGGAUACCCUGACCAUGGUGCUGCAGUACGCCGAGGAUGUGUUGUCUGGCAAAGUGGCUGCUGACAACACUGUUGGGCGCUUCCUGAUGGAUCUUAUUAACCAGGUGCCAAAGAUUUCACCAGAGGACUUUGAGACAAUGUUGAACAGCAAUAUCAAUGACCUACUGAUGGUAACCUACUUGGCAAACCUCACACAGUCACAGAUUGCUCUGAACGAAAAACUUCUGAGUUUAUAAAGAAACUGUUGCCAUCCUACACUUAAAGGAGCCCGAAGAAUGAGUAGAUACACUUUUCUAUGGUGUUACAAACUUCCUUGGACCGUAAUUUAAUUACCUACAUGACUUGGUUUACAUCUUUAUUCCCACUGCCCUGAAAAAUCCCUAACAUGCUUCAGGAAAUGAAUGGGAAUGGCUGCAGUUCAGUUGAGCCUGAUAUUUUAAAAUGGAAUAUGAGAAUCUUUUGUCUCCUGGGUUUAUCGACUUGUAUAACAAAAUACAGCUUUAUUGUAAGAAUGUAUUGGGAAUAAAAGUUCCAUUGCAGUGGCAA